Messenger RNA from Austrofundulus limnaeus, 5089 nucleotides. Its product is annotated as zinc finger protein GLI2. The record is from RefSeq and is a predicted model, not a curated record. NCBI's taxonomy places the organism in Eukaryota, Metazoa, Chordata, Actinopteri, Cyprinodontiformes, Rivulidae. Gene Ontology annotation, molecular function: DNA-binding transcription factor activity, RNA polymerase II-specific; RNA polymerase II cis-regulatory region sequence-specific DNA binding. Gene Ontology annotation, biological process: smoothened signaling pathway; regulation of transcription by RNA polymerase II. The transcript is spliced from 14 exons. The coding region runs from base 238 to 4299 and encodes 1353 amino acids. Gene Ontology annotation, cellular component: nucleus.
UYCUCUUCCUCCUCCUCCUGAUGGAGMUGCAGCUCUGAAAUGUCUCUCCUCAGGAGUUAAACUUUCCCUCCGCUCCGCUCUGAGCUCCGGUUUCAGAUGGGAUUUCUCAGGCUGGGAGAGAUUUGUCCUCAGUGACAGAAGAAAAGUUGGACGAGUUUUAGGUGGAAGAAAAGAGGAAGACGAGGGAGAAGAAGAAGAAGUGACAUCAGGAAGACAGACUUGGGCCUGAAACCAGACAUGGACACAUCUCCAUCCACAGCAGCCGAGAAAAAAGACGAAAUGGAAGGUAGCAGCUUCACCGACCUGCCGAAGAAACCCUCAGCCUCUGACAUGAGAGUGCCCCAACACUUCCUCCCUGCCUUCCACACGCCCAUCCCCCUGGACAUUCGCCACCACGAGGGACGGUACCACUACGAGCCUCACACCCUCCAUGCCAUGCACAGUCCUGCAGGACUUAGCGGGACCCCCAUCAUCUCUGACAUCUCUCUGAUCCGCCUCUCACCUGCUGCCGUGGCGGCCGGCGAGUCUCCAUUCAGCCCGCCUCACCCGUACGUCUCCCCCCACAUGGAGCACUACCUGCGCUCGGUGCACAGCAGCCCCACUUUGUCCAUGAUCUCAGCGGCCCGAGGACUCAGCCCUGCAGACCUGGCCCACGAGCACCUGAAGGACCGCGGGCUGUUGGGACUUCCCCCUCCUCUCCCUCCAGCAGAGUAUUACCACCUGAUGGCCAGCCACCGGACCCCCUACAACGAGCUGCUCCUACAGGGGGCCGGGGCCGCUGCAGGGGCCCACCUGUCAGACUACAUCGGUCCCAUUGACGUGUCCCGGUUCUCCAGUCCCAGACUGAUGCCCCGGCUCAGCAGGAAGCGAGCUCUGUCCAUCUCCCCGUUGUCUGACGCCAGCAUUGACCUUCAGACCAUGAUCCGGACCUCACCCAACUCCCUGGUGGCGUACAUCAAUAACUCCCGGUCCAGCUCGGCUGCCAGCAGUUCUUAUGGACACCUGUCAGUCGGAGGACUCAGCCCAUCGUUUCCGUUCCCUCAUCCCAUCAACUCCGUGGCCUACCAGCAGCUCCUCUCCCAGCAGCGAGGUCUCAGUGCCUUCGGGCACAACCCGCCCCUCCUGCAGACUCCGCCCACUUUCUCUGGACACCAGUCGGGCUUGAGCCUUUCCUCAAUGAAUGUCUCCUCCCACAACAACGACCUGAUGUCCAAGAAUCAUGGAGGCGACCCGGCAGUCAGCAGCACUAUGGACCCAAUGAUUAACAAGAGGUCAAAGGUCAAGGCAGAGGGACUGAGGCCAGUGUCUUCUCUCUCACCGAACCGUCACAGCGGCCUGCUGGACCUGAAGGAGGACAUGGACCGAGACGAGUGUAAACCAGAACCUGAAGCCGUCUACGAGACCAAUUGUCACUGGGAAGGCUGCAGCAAGGAGUUUGAUGCCCAGGACCAGCUGGUCCAUCACAUCAAUAAUGACCACAUCCAUGGAGACAAGAAGGAGUUUGUGUGCCGCUGGGACGACUGCUCGCGGGAGCAGAAGCCCUUCAAAGCUCAGUACAUGCUGGUGGUUCACAUGCGCCGGCACACCGGGGAGAAGCCACACAAGUGCACGUUUGAGGGCUGCUCCAAGGCCUACUCCCGUCUGGAGAACCUGAAGACCCACCUCCGCUCUCACACCGGAGAGAAACCGUACGUCUGCGAGCACGAAGGAUGUAACAAGGCCUUCUCCAACGCCUCGGACCGGGCCAAGCACCAGAACCGGACCCACUCCAACGAGAAACCAUACGUCUGUAAGAUCCCUGGCUGCACCAAGCGUUACACAGACCCCAGCUCUCUCAGGAAGCACGUCAAAACGGUUCAUGGUCCAGAGGCCCAUGUCACCAAGAAGCAUCGCAGUGACCUACCACCCCGACCACCGGCAACCCGAGAGAACGGAGAGAACGAGUCAGGAGGGAAGGAGAGGGUUCAGAGGGAUGACCAGAUGUCAGGGAACAGCUCCCCCAGAGGUGUGGAGGACUACCUGCACAUCAAAUCCAUCAAGACUGAAAACUCUGUGCAGAUGUAUCAGCCCAGUCCUGGCGGUCAGUCAUCAUGCAGCAGCAAACCAUCACCAUUUGGCACCAACAAUGACAGUGGAGUAGAAACGGCGGCGCACAGUGGGGACAGCUUGGGAGACCUCAGCACCAUGGACGACCUGCCGUUCGAAGAGUCCGCRGGACACGAGGAGUCCUCCGGGGGGAUCGCAGCGGUGGGGCUCCAUUUCAGGAAGCAUGACAUUACCAGCCAGUUCCUGGAGCGCCUCAAGAAGGAGAAACUGAAAGCGGUGAGGGACUCGUGUCGGUGGGCCAACAACCCAAUGCCCCCAGUCCACGGCACCAUGCUGCCACCCAUACCGACAAGAGGRUCCCUAAUGGAGAGUUCCAAUCAGGGUGGAGGUGCAGCUUCCUUCCCUGGUUCUGGCUCGGGUCCACUGAGCUCCAGUAAAACGACUCUGCUGGAAAACCUUUCUGAACGCUGUGACAGCAAGUGCAGCACCUCAAGCUCGGUCUACAUGCUCAGCCGCCGCUCCUCAGGCAUCUCCCCUGGUUUCUCCAGUCGACGUUCAAGCCAGACGUCUCAGUUCAGUACCAACCGGACAGACAACAUCAGCUCUGCCGACUCCUACGACCCCAUCUCUGCUGAUAUCUCCCGGCGUUCUAGUCAAGCCAGUCAAUGUGGGGUUAACGGCAUCGGACCAGGAGGAUGUGGACCGAGACUUCUCAGUCCCCUCAACCUGACCCCAGCCCAGCACUACUGCCUUAAGGCAAAAUAUGCUGCUGCUACUGGAGGAGCACCACCUACACCUCCUCCAUAUAUGAAUCAAACUUGUCUGAAGUCUAUCUCAACCCUCUCUGAACUCUCCCAGGAAUCCUCAGACAACAAAAAGCUGCUCUCCAGGCAGUUCAGUGCUGCACGGAGCCUGAUGCCCAACAAGGUCUCAGCUAACAUCCCCCGCCGGGCCAGUGACCCCGGGAGACGGUUAGAUGCUCUCAGCCAGUUGCACCUGCAGAGGUACAGCAGCACGGGUUCACUGAACAGAGGGGUCAAAGUUCAGCCCUGUCCUUCUCCUGCAACAGAUCAUCAACGCUUUCCCCAGCCAAGUUGCCAAAAACUAGAUGGUGGUCUGCAUCAGUAUGUCUACAGCCAGCAACCAGCCAGCAUUUCAGAGAACCUUACCAUGGAGAACAGAGGGAAUGUCGGUGAAGAUGAAACCAGUCAGGUAGACUUACAAGGUCUAAAUGUUCAGCAACAAUUGAACUUUCAGAAAAGAAUGCGUGUGAAAACCUCAAAAAGUCCAAGACAACCAAUAUGGGACUGUGCACCCAGAGGACAGUGGGACAUUGUUUCCUCAGGACUUACGGACGACACCCAAUGGUGCAGCAAACUAGAGCAACGGCGGAACUUGGUCGUCCUUAAGCAAAACCAGAACUUCAGACUUUUAAGUCCAACCUUUAACCAACAAAUGGUUGAAAACCUGUCCAACAGAGUUCAACACAGAUGUUUCCAGAACAGUUCUGGGUCAGAACCGAAUCUUUUCCAGCAGUCCUUCAAUCUCAAUCAUGCUGCUGAGUCUGAGUUCAGGUUCUGUGAAGAAACCAGUUCCUGUGAUAGGAACGGGAACCUACCCUGUGGUGAGAUGGUGCUGAGCUGUAAACAAGAACCAGCUGAUAUGGAUUUCACCGAGUUUGAUCCUGUUCAGGUAAAAACUGAGAACUGUGACAUUUCAGUUCUGAAUUUAGAUCAGCAGAACUGUAAUCUGACGGGGAACCAAAACAGUCUCCAUCCAAGACCAGAAUCUAGAUCUGUAUGGCUCUCCAGCAUGGAGCCAACAGAUCAAGGUUCAAGACUUCCCUGCAGGUCUGAGGACAAUGUUCUGUAUUACACUGGUCAAAUUCGGAUGUUUGAGCCCAGCGUGAACUUUGGUUUUCAUGUUUCUAAUACAGUGAAUCCUUUUGAACAUGCUGCGGAAGAUCCUGGGUCAACUGAAAACCAACCAGACAGGACCUCAGGACUGGAGCAGGCUCAGAUGGACUUUGAUAGCCUGCUUAACAUCGAGGAUCAUUACAGGCUCAUGACGGGAACCUUAAGCCCUGAAAGGCUCCAGAGUUUCUCCCAGAGUUUGUCUGGCCUGACCACUCCCAGGAACUCUGAGGCGCCACCCUCAGUGUUGGCUGGGCCGGCAAACAUGGCCGUUGGGGAAAUGAGCUCAUUGCUGACCACUCUGGCAGAGGAGAACAAGUUCCUCACUUUGAUUUCUUAAAGAAAACUGCUUCUGUAGACGAUCUGAAUGCCAAACUGAUGAUUGUUUUUCAUACAGUCUCAUCUUGAAGUUGCUUAAAAAUCCAUUUUCUCUCAUUUUGAAAGGCCAUACUUGUGUUUUCUUGCCUUAGGAGGUGAGUCUGAAAGUUUGUAGGAUGGUUUUACAAAGUGCCUGCCUCGUGUUUCCCACCCUAAAUGUUUGUUUAAUGGUGAACGUUUCAUCUUGUUUAGUCUCAUCACAUAGUGAGACGAUAUUUUAUGACUGCAGAGAUGAAGCGUGAUGAUUGAUCUGUGAUGGAGUCACAAGCCCAUUGGCCGACAAAUCACUUCUUUUUUCAGCAGAUAAAACAGAUAUUGUCUGAAAGUAAAAUGUAUAAUUGGACAAAAUAUUUUAUUUCUGUUGUACAUUCUUGUGCUGGUUAUCUGUAAAUACAGUUUGUACAUUGAAAAAAUACAAGAUUAAGAGCUUUUUUAAGAUAAAUUCGGUGUUUUUAUUUAUUUUCUGUUCUUUUCUGGUCAUCAACAAUGAAGACAUCUCCAAAGCUGCCUUUAAACCAGGAUUUCACUGAGAUGAACAUUGUAACCUGAGAGAGUUUCCCAAAUGUCUCAAAACAUUCAUGAUGAAUAAUUCAGAUGGAUUUGGGACAAGUUGGACAUCAGUGAAACCAAACUGAGACACAUAAAUUUGGAUCUUUUGUAGGAAAACUAGUUUAUUCACAGUUACACACAAACAUGUCUCAAGUAUCAAUUUAGUGAGAAUCCAAAUAAAAAUCUGCAUAAUUUGUAAUGUU